AUGAUUCGCCUUUCACCAUCAAGCAAAAUAAAAUAUUCUGUUGGGGAAAUUCAGAAUUAUUUAAAUAAUGACGUUUAUCAUAUUCGUUCUAUUUUCUUCGAUGUCUGUUAUUUUAUCAAUUGCCCAUUAACGCUUAUAAUUGCUUUUUUCGGUCUUUACAUGGAACUUGGCGUUAAUGCUUUUUAUGGGGUUGUAAUACUUGUCGUUGUUUUUCCUGAUAAACUUUUGAAAAUCAAAGAUGAACGUCUAAAAUUAAUUAAUGAUGUUUUGAGUGGAAUGAGAGUAUUAAAAUUAUAUGCUUGGGAAGAAUCUAUGGAACAACUGAUUGCUAAACUUCGUAAAAGAGAAUUAUAUGUGUUACGACAAGUAUUUUUGAUGGAUGCUGGAAUUAAUGUCUCAUUUCAACUUGCACCGCUUGUUGCUACUCUUAUCAGUUUCUAUGGUUAUACAGUUAUUCAAGGAAAUCCUUUGCGUCCAGAUGUUGCAUUCGUUUCUCUUUUAUUUUUUGGAAUGUUGCGUAUCUCAAUUUAUAUGCUUCCACGACUUUUGACAGACUCAAUUAAGGCCUGGGUGAGUUCCAGACGUUUGGUUGAAUUUUUAAACGCGGAAGAGAUGCAGCAAAGCCAUAUUUUACGAGAAGCUCAAGAUCCGGCGCUCCCAAUUGUUUCUCUUCGUGACUGCUCAUUUAGCUGGACCGGUGUAAAUGUCCCAGAUCCAAAUUUACAACUAAAAAAUAUUUCCUUGGAGAUUCAACCUGGAGAACUGAUUGGAGUUGUUGGCCGUGUUGGUUCAGGAAAAUCUUCUCUUCUUUCUGCAAUCCUUGGAGAAAUGGAGCGAAUGGAAGAUAAAGGAGAGGCAAUUGUUAGAGCGAAAUCUAUUGGUUAUGUACCUCAGCAACCUUGGAUUCAAAACAAAACUCUUCGAAGCAAUGUUCUUUUUGAUUCCCCAUUUAAUGAGAGCAAAUAUACAUCUGUUAUUAACGCUUGUUCGAUGGGUGAAGACUUGAAAUUAUUGCAGGCUGGUGACUUUACUGAAAUUGGAGAAAAGGGGAUAAAUUUAUCUGGCGGCCAAAAGGCGCGUGUUGCCUUGGCUCGUGCUGUCUAUAUGGAUGCAGAACUAUAUGUUUUGGAUGAUACACUCUCUGCUGUUGAUGCACACGUUGGGGCAGCUAUUUUUGCAAAUGUGAUUGGGGAAAAAGGACUUCUUGCAAAUAAAACUCGUUUAUGGGCGCUAAAUUCGUUGGCUUUCCUUCAAUAUUGUACACGGAUCGUCGUCAUGGAUAAGGGAGAAAUAUAUGAUGUUGGUACAUUAAGACAGUUAUCUGAACAAAAAGAAGGACCUUUUGCUGAUUUAAUAAGGGAAUUUAUGGAGAAAAAGUUAGAGAGCCAAAGAAGCAAAAAGUCGAGCACAUUGGAAGUAACUCUUGAUGAUGAAGAAGAUUCGGAAUUAAGUGAAGUACUCGGGCAGUUAUCUGGAUCUCCCCUCAGUGAGUCGUUGCUUGAACGUCGUAGAAUUCUUGAGCAACAAUUAGCGAGUUCUGAAAAUCAACAACCGAAAGAGAUGGUGAAGACGGAAGAAUCUAAAGCAAAACCUUCAGAAACACGGGUGUCACAUCAAUCUUCUCAUCAAUCUAUGCAUCAACAGGGAGGUGUAUCAGAUAUUAGUGACAACGCAUAUGCUGGAGAUAGGCCAGAGUGGACAGAAGUUAUUGGUCGAUUAACAAAAGAGGAAGAGUUGGCAACUGGAAUUGUUUCUCGUCGUGUAUAUCUUGUCUAUUGUCGUUCAUUCGGAAUAUUCUUGGCAAUUAUUUAUUUUUUCUUCACAUUUUUUGGUGUCAGCACUUCCGAGGCUUUGUCUAGUGUUUGGUUAGCAAAAUGGUCAUCUGCUGCUAUCAACAAUACUGCUGAUUCAUUGAAUCAUUUGCUUAUUUAUGGAGGCUUUAAUUUAAUCUCUAUUAUCAGUUCCGCAAUUUGUAGCAUCGUUGUAGCAGUUGGUGCCUAUAAUGCAAGUACAUAUUUCCACGGAAAACUUGUUAGUUCUCUGUUUCACAGUCCAAUGGCAUUCUUUGAUCAAACCCCAAUGGGAAGAAUAAUGAAUCGUUUGAGUUAUGAUAUUGCUAGAAUUGAUGAAAAUAUUCCUUGGGCAACGUCUUAUGCAAUGAGCGUUUUUGCUGAAGCUUUAAAUUCAUUAAUUGCUAUUUGUGUGGUAAUUCCUGUUCUUGUAUUUGUUGUUGUACCUUUAUUAACAGUUUUCUUGGGAAUUAUUCAUUUUUACAACGUUGCCUCGGUUCAUUUUCGUCGCCUAACAAGCAAAGCAGUUUCAUCUAAUUGUUCUUUCUUUCAAGAUUCUCAUACUGGCGCCGAUUCUAUUCGUGUUUUUAAUGUUGUUGAGCGAUUCCGUGACAAAAAUGUCUAUAUUUGUGAUUUUAUGAAUGAAAGUCUUAUUACAGAAAUUUAUACUAACAGGUCUUUUUAAUAUUAAAAUUGAAGCUUUUUACUUUUUUUUUCUUGUAUUUUUUAAAUUUU
Meloidogyne enterolobii is the source of this 2525-nucleotide messenger RNA. Lineage: Eukaryota; Metazoa; Nematoda; Chromadorea; Rhabditida; Meloidogynidae. The record is from the annotation of a GenBank genome assembly.